AUGGAUUUGGAUGAAGAUGUUUUAUUUCUUGGAAACAUUCCCGAGAGCUUCAACAACGAGCUUCUAAUAGAGAUGCUGAGUGUUUUUGGAGAGAUUAAGGAGUUCAAGCGUGGUAAGGAUCUAGAAGGGACAGACUCAAAGUGGGUGAUUGUAAGUUACUAUGAGAAAUCAUCGAUCAGCAAUCUCUAUUGCAGCCUGCUGAACAGAGACCUGGGACAGGGAAUGGUGGUUGUUUUCCCGCAAAAAAAGGAAUUACAAGCUUGGGAGGUCUCGGACGAGAUACUCGGAAGAGUUGACGACAUUGCAAAAAGAUAUAAAGAGAGACUCAAGAAAGAGGAUUGCUUAGAGAAGUUUGUUUCCAGCUAUGAUUUGUUGUAUGGUAGUACAGGAGAUGGGCAAGUGUUUUCUGAAGCACUGUCAAAGUGGCUGGAUGAAGAAUCGGAAAUACGCAGAAGAUGCAGAAAGGCCGAGAAUGACUUUGAAAGAACUGCAGAAAGGAAACGACAGGAAGAAUAUUAUUAUCUAUCAACUUAUGACGAUGACAGAUCUAAUGAUUUAUUUUAUACUGAUAGAGUUUCUUGGGCACUUAAAAGAAAUAAAGAUGAUGUUAAAUAA
Molecule: messenger RNA, 615 nt
Organism: Encephalitozoon intestinalis ATCC 50506
Lineage: Eukaryota; Fungi; Microsporidia; Unikaryonidae
Exons: 1
Coding region: 1-615 (204 amino acids)
Molecular function (GO): RNA binding
Source: RefSeq, a predicted model, not a curated record